GUGUCAUUCAUUCGACAAUUUCGUACAGUCUAGGUCGACAAUUUCGUUGUAAAUCGAACAAGAACGCUUAACUAAUUAAAAUAUGGCUCGUACCAAGCAAACUGCCCGUAAAUCGACCGGUGGCAAGGCGCCCCGCAAACAGUUGGCCACCAAGGCUGCCCGUAAAUCGGCUCCUUCGACUGGAGGCGUCAAGAAACCACAUCGCUACCGUCCUGGAACUGUGGCCCUACGUGAAAUCCGUCGCUACCAGAAGUCCACGGAGCUCCUCAUCCGCAAGUUGCCCUUCCAGCGUCUAGUGCGAGAGAUUGCUCAAGAUUUCAAGACCGAUCUGCGUUUCCAGUCGGCGGCUAUUGGAGCCCUACAGGAGGCCAGCGAGGCGUAUCUGGUCGGUCUUUUCGAGGACACCAAUCUGUGCGCUAUUCAUGCCAAGCGUGUUACCAUCAUGCCUAAGGAUAUCCAGCUGGCCAGACGCAUCCGAGGCGAGAGGGCCUAAACUCCCAUGUCCGCCAUCUUAAUUUGGAAAAACAGUGGCGGCAAAAAUGCCAACCCACAGCUGUCUUACAUAGGAGGAGAAAUGAAGGUGGAGAAACGAAAACCCACACCAGCAGCUGCCGCCGCUUAGUGCUUAGAUAUAUCUAUCUAUUUUUACUGAUAAGUAAUAAAUAAUGUUCAAAUAAAAUCGAAUAAUUUUUUUUUCUAAAA
This is a messenger RNA of Drosophila eugracilis, 702 nucleotides long. Its product is annotated as histone H3.3A. Gene Ontology annotation, molecular function: protein heterodimerization activity; structural constituent of chromatin; DNA binding. The transcript is spliced from 2 exons. The record is from RefSeq and is a predicted model, not a curated record. NCBI's taxonomy places the organism in Eukaryota, Metazoa, Arthropoda, Insecta, Diptera, Drosophilidae. The coding region runs from base 83 to 493 and encodes 136 amino acids. Gene Ontology annotation, cellular component: nucleosome.